Molecule: messenger RNA, 1878 nt
Organism: Tetrahymena thermophila SB210
Lineage: Eukaryota; Ciliophora; Oligohymenophorea; Hymenostomatida; Tetrahymenidae
Exons: 1
Biological process (GO): regulation of transcription by RNA polymerase II
Cellular component (GO): mediator complex
Molecular function (GO): transcription coactivator activity; RNA binding
Source: RefSeq, a predicted model, not a curated record
AUGCAUAGCCUUAAUAUACUUAUUUAGGAUAACUCCAAAGGUUAAGGAAUGAAUAUGAUGCAAUAAAAUUAGCAGCAGUCAUAAUUUGGGGGUAAUUUGAUAAAUCAAGAAUUUCAAAAUUACCCUAAUCCAAAUUAACCUCCUCCUCAUCACAAUUAAUAUAGAGGAGGUGGUGGCGGUGGUUAUGGAGCCACAAUGCAAAUGAUGUAGAAUGGGAAUAAUGUUAACUCUAAUUUUGGGUUUAAUAGCAACAAUAUUGGAUAAAAUUAAAAUACUUCACAGCCUCCUAUCAACAAUAGCAAUCCUAAUUUGAUGAUGAAUAUGCAAAAAAACUAUAAUCCUCCCAAUAUGAUGAACAGAGGUAUGAAUAAUACUAUCAAUAAUCUACCUCCUCCACCCACUCAUACCAUACCUCAACCUCAAUAGUAACCAAAUAUGUAUUAAAAUAGCCAAAUCAACAUACCUAUUCAGCCAUAAAUAAUGAUGAAUAGCAGUAAUAACAUCAAUAAUAGCUAAGGAUUGAUAAUAUCACAAUAAUAACAAUAACUGUAAUAGAAUUAAAUGAUAAGCAAUAAUAAUAAUAUUUCAGGAUAGCAUAACUUGUUAGGAAUGCAAUAAACAUAACAGCAAUAGCAAUAACAGUAACAGUAAUUAUUUUAAAGUUAACAGAUAGGCUUUGCAAAUAAUAAUUUAAUGAAUAACGUUGUGCAAGUAAGAAAUAUUUAUAAUUAAGCUGAAGACAAAGAUAUUUUAGAGUAUAUGUAGUGCGCAGGAACAAUCAUCAAUUACAAUAUAAAAAAAGAGGAUUAAAGAGUAAGCGGUUAGUAUCAAAGAGUCAGUGGAUAGUUCACUUAUUCAGAUAAUGAAUCAGCUUAAAUAGCAGUUAAGUUAUUGGAUAAUCUUAAAAUAUGUGGAAGUUCUAGAGAACUCAAAGUGAGGUUGGUAAAUGGGAAUAACGCAUCACUAUCUAAUCCUAAUAAUUAAACUGAUGACUUUUUUAAUCUAAAUAAUAAUGAGGAUGGCGGUAAGGGAGUAGAAAAGCUUGAUGUUUAUGAGAAAUUGGAAUAAUCUAAAAAUCUGGAAGAAGCUCUUAAAACCUUAGAUGAUUCAGCCUAAUGCUCUUUGAUAAAUGUAUUUAAGAAGUUUAUUGAACAAAGCGAUGAAGAAUAAUUGAUAAAUCUUCUUGCUAAUCGUCCAUUUUUGUGUGAUAUAUUAAUGAAUAUGAUGAAAAAAUAAUACAGAGUUUAAAUUCCUGAUGUGAAUGCUGCCCCCUAAUUUUAACCUCCAUAAAUGACUUAAAACAAAAAUUAUAAUCUCAAUGAUGAGCCAAAACUUAUUUAAAAGAACAUAAAUAAUUUAAAUUAAUAGGCGAAUAUGAAGUAAUAGCUUUAAAACUAGCAGUAGUAACAAAACAAUUAUCUUCAAUAACCUCCAAUGCAACCACAACAAACAGGGUACAUAGGGUAAGGUUAGAUUCCACCUCCUCCUACAAAUCAAUAGUAACAACAAUUACCUCCCCAUUUCAUGCCAAAUAAUCCUUCAUAAGGAUAAAGUAAUCAGUACAUGAAUGCACCACCUAAUUAAAAUUAAAAUCAAGGAGGAUUCAUUCCUUAAAAUUAAAAUAAAAAUAUGUAUCAGUUUAACCAAUAAGGCAAUUAAUUCAAUAACAUGAAUAACAACCAGAAUAACCUAAAUAGUUCUAUUGGGAAUAACAAUUAUAAUCAAAAAUAAAAUUAAAACAUGCAACCAAAUAUGCCAAACAAUAACAAUAAUAAUAACAGCAUGAUGAAUCAAAGAUUCAUGUAAAAUAAUAACAACUUGAAUAACUUAAAUAAUAGUAACAACUAGAUGAGGUUUAAUUAAAACAAAUAGUACUGA